AUGGCGCCUCUUAUCAAUUUCGUUCUGCUCGGGUUUGUCGCGAGUCUGAGCAACUCUGUUCACGCGGCGCAGCCUGGAUCGAACAUCAAGCGCGUCGAUCUGGCAGGUGACUGUCCUACAUGCAAACAUGAGCCCCCUCAUUUUGGUCCGCACCCUUGGGGAGACUGGAGCAUUACCACCACCUCAACAAGCAGUUCUUCCGUUGCUGUUUCAACUCCUUCCUCAGAGCCUACUUAUGGCGGCAUCAACACCUCGUCAGUGCCUUGGGAUCGGUCGUCCAUGAGUGAAUUUGGUCCUAGCACGUCUAUCUCGCAGAGUUCUUCCACCUUCACGCUGUCGGCUUCGAGCUCACCUUCCUCCUCGUCGGACUCGUCGUCAACUGGCUCGAUAAGUGCAGGGUUCACUCCAUCUGGCAAUAUGUCUUCUUCAACGUGGGAUCUUUCUACCAUACAAUCAAUCAACAGUGUUCUCUCUAUGUCAAGCGAGUCUCUGGUCAGUGUCUCUACGAAUGGGACAUCCGAUACUCAGGCAGCCUCAGUUUUCCCUUCCACUGCCGGCUCUGCCUCUCAAGACUCAUUCUCUGUCGUCUUUCAGUCAACUCAACAUGAAUCUCAGGCCACAAUGUCUGUGAUGAGUGCAUCAAACUUUUCACAACCUGUUGCACAAUCAAGCACAAGUGAGCCCUUUCCUGCCAACAGCACCUCGAGCGUUGUUCCCCCUGUUGCAGACAACAGUACGUCGACUGUGGUUCCACCUUUACCUGCUAAUGAUACAUCGACGAUGGCUUCAUCUGUCCCUUCAGACAGCGCAUCGACCAUGGUUCCACCUUCAUCCGCUGAUGGUACAUCGAGCACGACUCCACCUGUCCAUUCAGACAGUACAUUGACCAUGUUUCCGCCUUUCCCUGCUAAUGGAACGUCGAGCAUCGUUCCAUCCAUGUCAAGCAAUAGCAGCCCAUCUGGAAGUACACUGGCUGGAAGUACAAUGUCAGCACAAGGACCAGACACCAAUAUGAGCUCAUCGACUGUGAAUUCAGUCACUUUUGCUCUGACUUCAAAUGUCACUGCUGCCUCUGAAAUCACGACUUCAUUCACCAGUACGAUUGAUCUAAGUUCGACAACAUUCGUGACUGUCAUUCGAACUACAAUCAGUAUUGUGCAGGUUUCCUCAACAACACAGGAUACUGGUUCCAGUACUGUGCCCGUGAUUCCUGAGUCGUCAAAUUCUGGAACACCUGUAUCUGAGUCAAGCUUCUCCGCGGGAGAAACAAAUUCAACUUCAGUCAGCAACGACUCUUCUUCCAGCACUAUCGCUAGUUCAGCAGGCGUAUCUGAGUCAAGCCCAUCAUCUAGUGGCACGGUCACUCUUGUUCCGGGAAUCACAAUGACUCCUCCCGCGGUUACCUCUGCAUCCGCCCUUCCCAUGCUCUCUCUGACUGGCGACAUGGCAUGUUCCUAUUCUUACUCAGCCAAUCAAUCCGCACCAAGCACUUACAAUCUUCCUCCAUGGUGCUGGCCCUGGCCUGUUGCGGAAAGCACCACGGUGAUGUCGGGGGCAAUCGUCGCGGCAAGCACAGAGAACUGCGUCUGCCCGUACUGUUGGCUUGCAGACCCGCUGUGUUACGCCCAAACGCCAACGGGCUCAAGCUGUGCGGAUGGCUGGAUUUGCUCUGUGACUACUUCUACUGGUUCAUCAGGCGUUGUGCAUUCGCUCCCUAGUGGCUUCACCUCCGAUACCACAACACCAGAACCGUGGAGCAUUAUCACCGAGCGGGGCGUGUCCAGAACAAGCGGCAGUAGCAGUAUUACGGACGUCACAUGGAGUGCUACGCUUUCACAAAGCACUCGGAGCAUCGAGGGUGGCUACGUUGUCUUUCCGUUCUGGUCCUGGAGUUGUAUCGGCCCUCUGUGCCAGGGUGAUUGUGGAGAUGUCCUCGACUGGGCGGCAGCCAUGGCUGGUUGCAUUUUCGGGUUGGGAUGCAAGAGACCGUGCAGUGAUCAUGGCUCGAAUGGAUUUCCAUUGCCACCAGUGCAUUCCCAUUCUUCCUCCAGUCCCUCCUGCGCCUGUGGCCUCUAUGACCUUGCCUACGACCAGUUGUUCAGCAGCGCCUUAUUCUCCAAGCUCGUCGGGUACCUCAAGAUCGUCCGGCUCAUCGAGCUCAACGAGCUCGUCCAGCUCCUGCUCGUCCACGGCAUUCUCUUCCUGCCUCGACAUUUGCUCGACCUUGAGCGCGAAUGCACCUCAACGACGGCUCCAGCCUGCACUGUCAGUCCCUGGUGGAAUGACCCAGCGAUAUCUGCUCAGAUUGCCUCGUGGAUUACUCAGUUUCCACCAAUCCCCGACAACGCAACGACGAUAUUCAGUACUUUCAGCUUCUCGUCAAACACGACGCAGACCAUGGGCAACACCACUUCGAGCACUACCACGAGCACGUCGCAUUCGACGUCCUUGACAUCUCAUAGUUCGACGAUCUCUAGCCCUCCCAUCACAACGCCGACCCUUCCAAGCAGCCUGCGGGAUUUCACAGUGUUAGUGACAGAUGACGACGGCGACGUGUUCAGCGAAGUCUACUCUGGAGGUGUAAUGGUUUCUUCUACACUAGUCUCAUCGAGGCUACUUCCCACAUUGGACCCGAGUGGACCCUGGACGUUUGGUUCAUCGGGGGUCUCUUUGGUGAGCAGAACCACUUCGACUUCCCGGAUCUCUGCUGGGACCGGAGCACAUCCAACCCUCACAAGUAUAGCCAGAAGCUACAGCGAGGUCUCGAUCUUCACUUGUGACGGAGAGGCUGCGUUUGGUAGUGCAAGUUGCACAGAUUCGUGGGGCCUCAAGACUGUGUCAACCACUGUCCCGAAUGCAGACGAGCAGACUUCGUACUGUGCCCACUGGACUGCCUUCACCACCACGACAAGCCCAGCCAAGGCCGGGGUUGUGAACUGUGCCACCCCUGUCAGCGGACAAGCCACGAGUGCGGUCGCAACCGUCUGGAACUCGGGUCUCCCUUUCUCGCCAUUCCAGCUGGACAAAGGCCCCAUCAAGAAGUUUUGCAAGAAGCUGGUUGACCGCGACAUCGUUCUCUACCAGGGACUUUCAUUUGCCGCUACGUCAAGCUCAGAGGUGGUGUCCCCAGGUGAAUGUGAUCUGUUUCCAUCGAACGGGGACUCGGCAUUCGACUAUGAUCUGACCAUUGGUCUCGCCUUCGACUACAACGGGUGUCCUUCGCCGACAGGCACGCCACUGGUCAACGGUGUCUCGAUGAAGAAAUAUGGUCAGGACAAAUGCGUCUCCACGUUCUGGAAUCACAUCACCAAAGAAUGCGAUUUCUCAAAUUCGGAAGCAAAGAAGAGAGGCCUCGGCCAGUGGACCAGGGUCGGUGGAAUGUACUGGGCGGACUGCAUGCGGUGGACGCUCAUUGCUGCGAGGAAAGAUCUGUCGCCGCCAGACACUGUUGAUGGAGACUUGCAGUGA
This is a messenger RNA of Fonsecaea pedrosoi CBS 271.37, 3468 nucleotides long. RefSeq lists its product as uncharacterized. The record is from RefSeq and is a predicted model, not a curated record. NCBI's taxonomy places the organism in Eukaryota, Fungi, Ascomycota, Eurotiomycetes, Chaetothyriales, Herpotrichiellaceae. The coding region runs from base 1 to 3468 and encodes 1155 amino acids. The transcript has 6 exons.